CUCUUGUAGAAGACCCAAUGGAACAGGAACAACUGCUGCAGAUCCCCAAGAUGUCAACGGUCACAGUAACUGAGAGUUGGGAGAAAACGGACCUGAUGUACAUCUCCAUUGAGAGCACUAUCGCCCUGGCAUCAGUGCUUGGGAACGUGCUGGUGGUCUUGGUGGUGUGCAUGAACCAGGGUUUCAGAGACCCGACCUUCUGCUUUAUUGUCUCUCUGGCGCUGGCCGAUAUAGCGGUCGGCGUUCUUGUCAUCCCGCUGGCGGUGGUCAUCAGCCUGGGUCUCACCACACAGUUUUACACUUGCCUCUUCAUUUCGUGCCUUCUCGUCAUCAUCACCCAAAGCUCCAUACUGUCCCUGCUGGCCAUCGCCAUCGACCGAUUCCUGCGCGUCAAAAUCCCCACCAGGUACAACAUCAUUGUUACACAGAGGCGGGCGUGGGUAGCUGUGGGUUUGUGCUGGCUCAUCUCUUUCCUGACUGGCCUGGUGCCUAUGGCCGGCUGGCACCGCACUCCACCUGAAAAUGUCACUACGACGCCCAUCCAAUGCCAGUUCACCAACGUCAUGCGCAUGGAUUAUAUGGUCUACUUCAACUUCUUUGUCUGGGUGGUGCUUCCCCUGACCAUCAUGAUCAGCCUCUACGCCGAGAUCUUCCACGUGAUCAAACGGCAGCUCAACCUUCGAGCCGAGGCCACUAGCGACUCCAGCAAGUACUACCGCAAAGAGCUGAAACUUGCAAAGUCGUUAGCGCUAGUUCUGUUUCUCUUUGCGCUCUGCUGGCUGCCCCUUCAUAUCAUGAACAGUAUUGUGUUUUUUUGCCCCACGUGCACUGUGCCCAAGAGUGCUUUUUAUGUGGGAAUCUUUAUGUCACACAUCAACUCCGCACUCAACCCGCUAGUGUAUGCCUUUCGCAUCCAGCGCUUCCGUGAUACUCUGAUUCAUAUCUUCCAGCGAUUCAUGCUCUGUAAAACCACCUCAACCAGCCCGAGCCAGCACGGUCCGGGACCAAUCACGGAGAAAACACAAGUUCAAUAGCAACUAAGACUAAAAGGGGGGAAUUUACUAAGUAUGUUUUAGCAUCUGAUUGACUAAAGGGACUAUUCAACUAUGUAACAGAAUAAAAACACAUAAAACUGUGCCAUGCAAUUUUGUAUUUUGCAUUCUUAUUCUGACCACUACAUUGUGGGGGAUGCUGACAUUACUGCAGUUCAUGCACCUGAAUCAGCUCUUUACAGUGCAGAAACAGCACUAGUCAACACUGUGUCUGGAAAUAUGCCCAGUUAUAAUGCUCUUCUACAUUAUUUGAUGAAUUACUGCAGCCGUGAUCACAGGAAAAUGGACACAAACAUCACUUUUCAAACGUAAUUUUUGUAAAUAUGGUGCAUUCCACGAUAAGCCUUAUUUGCAAAGCAAUGACCCAGACAGCAAACUGACAUUGAAUCAACGUGGAAAUGAC
Messenger RNA from Pimephales promelas (fathead minnow), 1455 nucleotides. The record is from RefSeq and is a predicted model, not a curated record. NCBI's taxonomy places the organism in Eukaryota, Metazoa, Chordata, Actinopteri, Cypriniformes, Leuciscidae.